AUGCAGAUGACGGGAGUGCGCACAGGUCCAGCUAGGAGAGCUGUUGUCAACGGGGAGACAACAGUGACACAGUUUACAAGUCUCAUUUCUUCAAUUCCCAUAUUUUUACAUUUUUUGGUUUUCGGGUUGCUCAUUGGACAUUGGGAAAUCAUUUCAUCGUAGACUAGCCAGUUAGAAGGCAGUUGCCUAAGGUUCACUGGAGAGCUAUCGCUUAGAUUCAUUGAUAAAACUGAAAGCGGACUUGGUCUAAUAAUAGAGGAUACUCUAUCAUGGUUCUCCCGAGGUAUCAUAGUUGACAAAUUGGCAGUUAUAAGAUUACCCGAUUCCGGAUCAACUCUCGCCAAAUUAUCAUACAUGCCAGCUACUAAAGCAGCUUUGACAGCUGCCCAAUUUUCCGAAUUGGCAUUGAGGUCACGAAUAUCUCCACUUCCUCUUGCCUUCACAAAUCCGGAAGCUCGCAGCUGACCCAGUAAUUGAGUCCUCACUGUUGUUACAAUAUCGAAGGCAGCAGCAGAGAUGUAAUUCUUUUUGCAAAAACUUUGUUCCCAUCCCUCGAAUCUAGCCUUUUGCCAGAACUGGAAAGCUCGCAGCAACACCAUGUGA
Messenger RNA from Rodentolepis nana, 603 nucleotides. The record is from the annotation of a GenBank genome assembly. Lineage: Eukaryota; Metazoa; Platyhelminthes; Cestoda; Cyclophyllidea; Hymenolepididae.